GUUUUGGCUUGAGGAGAGACAGUGUUCGGUACACAGACACAUUAUCAGAUAGUAAAGUCUUCAUAGUGGAGUUAUAUGUAGUGAUGAGUGGACUGCUGCUUCGGACACCACUCAACGUCUUCACUUAUACUUAACAUAGGGUUGAUGACACAAUGAAUGAAGAUAUAUCUGUAUUCCUGGAAGAAAAUAAUAUGUUUACAGCGGCCAAGAGUGGAAGGCGAGGCAGUCUUGAUCGUUACCUAAAUAACGGUGGAGACUGCAAUGCACAAGACGGCACUGGUCAUUCUCCAUUACAUUAUGCUGCAUCUAAGGGUCACAUUGACUGCUGUGAACGUCUUCUUGAAUGUCCCGAUUUGAAUGUAAACAUAGAAAAUGUGUCGUAUGACACUCCUCUUCACUUUGCAGCAAAAGAGGGACGGAAAGAUAUAUGUAAGAUGCUGCUCAAACUUAAAACAAUCAAAGUAAAUGCAAAAAAUGAUAAAGGAAUGACUCCCUUGCAUAUUGCUACUCAGGAAAAUCAUACUGAAGUACUAGUUGUAUUGAUGGAACACGGUGCAUAUGUCAGACUGCGGGAUAAAGAUUGUCAUGUACCACUGCAUUAUGCAGCUAAGAAAGGCUUUCAGGCGUCUUGCCAAGCACUUCUGUCUUAUGCUAGUGAUGCUGCCGACAGAGAAAAGCAGUUAAAUGCAACGCUGAGGAAUGGAAAAACACCUCUCAUGCUAGCAGCUAUGAGAGGUCAUCGAUUAUGCUGUAUUGAACUGAAAAGUACAAACAUAAAUCAGCAAGACAGGGAAGGAAACACUGCUCUGCAUUAUGCUGUUAUUGGAGGGUUUAAAUUCACAGUUGAGGUACUUCUUAAAAUGGGAGCUGAACGAAAUAUUCCGAAUAAGAUGGGAACGACGCCGGUUCUUGCAGCAGCUGGAAAAAGGAAGUCUGUUUGCUUAGACUUCCUUGUGAAGAAAUGUUCGACUUUGAAUACUGAAGAUGAACAUAACGGAACGGACCCGGUUGCUGUAAAACAACUGAAUAAAGCUUACCCGCAUGUUACAGAUACAGAGAGUAGAGAUAACCUACAUGUUACAGAUCACCAGGAUGAACCUGACCUGCAUACCGCAUGUCACCAGUGUGGAGAUGACCUGCAUAUUGUUGAUCAACAUAACGGACCUAAUCUAUUUGUUGUGGAUAAUGAUAACAGAAAUAUUCUUCACUAUGCAACCAAACAAAACUCGACAGAGUGCGUUAAAUACCUGUUUACACAUUUUAAUUUGACAAAACAAUUUGAUAAGAGAGAUGAUGAGGGUUACACCCCACUUCAUAUUGCGAUAAUAAGAGAGGCUGUAGAAUGUGUCCAUAUAUUACUUAUAAAUGGCGCAUCACCUGCCGUACAGUGCCCGGGGGGAAUGACACCUCUUCACCUGGCAGCUGAGAGAGGAAAUACACGCAUAUGUUGCUUACUUCUUGCAAAUACUGAAGUGAAAGUAAAUGAAGAGAAUGACAGAAAGGAAACACCUCUUCACCUUGCAGCUCGUCAUGGUUCAGCAGAUGUGUGCAGGAUACUUGUACGUGAAGGAGCUCGUUUAUCAGCAAUUAACAUACAUGGUCAAACAGCACUCCAUAUUGCAGCAGUAAAAGAUUACAUCAACGUUGUGAAUUUUCUUUGUAAAAAAGAGAUACCUCAACGGAUUAAAGAUGAUACCAAUGACACUGCUUUGCACCUUGCAGCCUCUUCAGGAUCACUGGAAUGUUGCAAGGUGUUGGUUGCCAGCGAUAAGGGUUCACUUUAUGUUAAAGAUCACAGGGGAAGACUGCCUCUCAACAGAGCUUUUGAAAACAAGCACGACAAUGUAUUCACAUUUCUCCUAAAGUUUCCCUACCAAAAUGACAACGAGGAACUGAUAGACUGGUUUCAUACCUACAUCCAGAAAGCGAUGGAGAACAACAGACUAACUGCUGUUGAGGCCAUUAUUGACAGUUCUUGGUGGCAUGCUAGUUUGACCGGACAAAAUGUGCAUCUGUGUCAGAACUUUAGGAAGCUUGUUGAGAAAUUCCCUGACCUUGCACAGAAAGUACUGGAUAAAUGUAUUGAAUGCUCCGUAUCUAAAGUAACUUAUGACUUUAGAUUACUAGAAGAUAACUACUAUAUUCCACCAGCCUCAAACAGGAUUGCUGAAAGUCCUUGCAAGAAAUGUGGAGAGAUGCGUGAAGAUGUGGAAGAAAUUAUCCAAGAUGGAAUUAAAUGGAAGAAGUAUCAUCCCGUGGGUGUGAUGGUGCGUCACAACCAUCACCAGCUGCUUCAACAUUCUCUAACAAAGGCCUGGCUCAGGCAUAAAUGGAAGUCAUAUAUUUCUUUCAUCUUCCUUGCCUUAUUCCUAGUGGAACUGAUCUUUGUUGUCUCUUUAAGUGUCUUCAUGGAAAGUGUAGAUAACUGGAGGUACAUAGAACAACGGUGCAACAUGACCAGAGAAGAGUUCUGCAGUGUAUCAGGAAUGCAGACAACGAUGAACCAACUAACUUCCACAACUGAAGCUCUGAGUGUAAGAUCAGAAAAUUCAGCAAUAAUAAGGUUUAUGGACUGUAAUAAAACACUGCCAGCAAAACCUGGAAGAUCACUGGCAACACUAAUCAUAACCUUCGUCAUCCUCCUGAUCCUAGAAUGUAACUGCAUGUAUAGACUGUGGCAGGAGUAUUGGAAUAUUGACAAUCUGAUGAAGUUCUGCCGUUUGUUACUUACCAUUGUCUUCUUAAUGCCAGAAGGAAGCUGUGAACUACGCUAUCAUAUACUCUUCAUUGAGCAAUGGGAAUGCGGAAUUCUUGCCUUGCUACUGGGUUGGCUGCACAUCAUCAACAUUCUCAACCAGUUACCCAUGCUCACGGUUUUCAUGCCCUUGAGUAAAAAUUUUUUUAAGGGUUUCUUAAAAGUGGUAUUUUAUAUUAGUUUAAUUGUGUUUGCCUUUGCCUUUAUUUUCCAUCUUCAACUAAAAGAUCAUGAAGCCUUCUUUACCGUGCCACAAGCCAUGGUCAAGACUGUACUGUGGAUGCUUAGUGAUCUAGGGUAUGAGGACACUUUUCUUAAUGACCAGCACCCUCUGGUUUACCCAUUUUUGACGAAUAUUCUUUUUGUGAUGUUUGUCACUACUGUUUGUAGCCUUGUUGCUAAUUUGCUCAUUACUUGGUCAUCUGAAGAAUUUCAAGGUUUGCGAAACAAAGCUGCCAUUUACCGUGCAACCUCCAGGUGUACACUAUUUCUAAAAUUUGAUGUCUGCUUUCCUUACAUACAUAAAUACAGAACAAGAGGAACAUAUACUGAAAAUCCAACUGAGGUAAACAUAUUUAAUAAUAUAACAAAUCAUCUCUUGAUGCUAGACACUCAAAGAGAAAAAAAAACUAAUCCCCUGAAUCCCUUGCGUUUGAAGAUGGACGAACAGAAUCUGCAAAAUAACUGUUAGUUUACUCUUCACAAGAAACAGACAUACAGAUACUGGAUCCCAAGCACCAAGUGCAUGCCAUUUCUAAAUCCAGGUGCAGUGCUGCUCCAUGAUGCCUAGUCUUCCCAUUCAAAGUUGACCAGUGGUUUUUCAAUGGCCUGCCAUAAGGCCAACUGCUACUUCAUCUCCCCUCUUCAAGGGGGGCUCCUUGGCGUGGUGAAGAGGCUCGUGGUCUGAGGAAUUAGACCUGUCGGUCUUCUUCCUCAGACCGAACCUAUUUACCCCCCCAAUCUCCCUUCCCCUAUCCCAUCCUCCCCAUCCUCCCCUUUUUCCUUUCCUCCUCCUCCUCCCCACCCCUCCCUUUUGCCCUUCCUCUUUUCGGCCUUUGGGAUUUCUCCCACAGGCGCGCUAGUUCCUAGAUAGGGGAAAGGAUACCGGGGUCCAUCCCAUUCCGUUGAGGUUCUUGGCGGUGGCGUAGUUUGCCGUGGAAUCUGGAUCUCCUGGGGAUGUCCCGAUCCCUCUCCGGUAUCCCGGAGUAGCUUUGGGUGUCUUUCGGGCGACGGGUGUAUCUCUGGAAGCCACCUUUCGGAUUCCGGGGGUGGUGGCCGAAGGAGGUAUGCUUUGUGGCGGAUAUCCGGCCGCCCUCUCUUUUGUCCACCGAGGUAGCUCGGCAGAUGUGAGGUUGCUAUCCCGGAUUGUUAGUUUACUAGCAUGAUGGGUAGGGAAUGGCACGGGUUGCAUGCUGCAUCUGCGCUACUUGCAGUGCUGAGGUCCUCUUGGGCACAGAGGGAGAUUUCUGGCCCUUUCAUUCCUCCUAGGAACUAUCCCUCCCCGGUCCCCCUUUUUUUUAUUCUUUUUUUUAUUUUUAUUUUAUUUUCUUCUUUCUUUUUUUUUCUUAAAAACAAAAAGAAAGAAGUAACCUAACCAUGGCAGCCCUAGUCCAUGAACCUCCUACCCCCGGGCCCCUUCUUGAUACCGCACCCCGUUCUGACCCCGCCUCGUCUUUGGACCACUCUUCAGACACUCCUCAUGCCUCUGUACCUCUUGCCGGUGCUGUUUCCUCACCCGCUUCAGGUACUGAGGCCUCGACUGACUCCUUCGAUUUAUCGGACCUUCGCUCUCCUCUGACUAUGGGCCUCUCCCUCUACCGUGCGGCAAUUUUCAAAUCGCCGACCCGUUCCACUUCGGACCAACUCUGGUCCCACGCCUAAACGCCAACGACAAUUACCUGCUGAUGAUACUUCUCCACCUUCUCGUUCUUCUCAGAAACGAUCGACACGUCCUUCACUACCUUUCCACGCUCAGUUUCGGACUGAACAAUGGACUAAAUUCUUCACUUUACGGCCGACUUCCUCUACUGCCUAUCUUUCUGACCACAGUAUUGGCAAGGCACUCCUACGCCAUGUUGGUAAAGAUAUUUCUUUUCAUGCUCUUAAGAGCAGUACGCGCAUCAUCACUGUACAGAAUGCUACCCAGGCUCAUGAGCUCUCUCAUCUUUCCCAUAUCGAUACUGUUCCUGUCACUCUUGAAAAACAUCAUUCCCUCAAUUCUUGUAGUGGUACCGUCAUUCUGCCCCAUACCAUAGUUCAACAAAAUUUCCAGACAUGUGGCACUGACAUUCUUGAACAGCUGGAACUCCAAGAUCUCCCAAUCCUCAAGGUAGACACUUACAUUCUUCCUGCCUGCGGGUGGAGACGAUACCCUAGCAAUGUGGCUCGUUUAACUUUUGACAGCCGAGAACUCCCAUCCUCAGUUUAUAUAGCAGGACAUCGGUUACAAGUCCGAAAGGUGAUCCCUACACUGCAACAGUGAAGAAAUUGCUGGCGAUUUGGCCAUCCAGCGAAAUAUUGCAGAUCUAUCGCCGAAUGCCCAGUCUGUGGUGCCGAUGACCAUUCUCAUACGUCUUGCAAUCGAUCUCCCUCUUGCCUUAACUGCCAUGAGGCUCACCCUUUGUACUCUCGCCGUUGCCAAGUCUAUUUAAACGAGCGGGAAAUCCGUUACCUCAAAGAGACAGAAGGUCUCCCUUAUGCCAUGGCAGUUUCUCAUCUCCGCCUCCAAGGGAGACUCCCACGUGUUUCUUAUUCCCGUGUUUCAAAACGUCCCCCCACUUCUGGUAUCCCAUCUUCUACACCCACCUCUGUGGUUACCUCUCCCAUAGUCACUCCUGUAUCUAAUCCUUUUGCUGUCCUCGGCUCAG
Molecule: messenger RNA, 5622 nt
Organism: Cherax quadricarinatus
Lineage: Eukaryota; Metazoa; Arthropoda; Malacostraca; Decapoda; Parastacidae
Product: transient receptor potential cation channel subfamily A member 1 homolog
Molecular function (GO): protein binding
Source: RefSeq, a predicted model, not a curated record